Arachis duranensis is the source of this 1209-nucleotide messenger RNA. Its product is annotated as protein FAR-RED ELONGATED HYPOCOTYL 3-like. The record is from RefSeq and is a predicted model, not a curated record. The transcript has 3 exons. Gene Ontology annotation, molecular function: zinc ion binding. The coding region runs from base 1 to 1209 and encodes 402 amino acids. Lineage: Eukaryota; Viridiplantae; Streptophyta; Magnoliopsida; Fabales; Fabaceae.
AUGGCUGAGAUUGCGGGUGGUUAUUCUUGUUUGGGUUUUACCAAGAAAGAUGCAUACAACUAUAUUGAUCGGUUGAAGCGUGCAAAGGUGGUUGAUGGAGACAUGAACACUACUAUAGUCUACUUAGAAGGCAAGGCAGCUGCUGAUCCCAUGUCUAUGGCCCAGUACAAUUUGACUGAAGAAAAUGAGACAAUCGGUUCAUACAAGUGGAUGUUGGAGAACCUGUUAGAAGUCAUGUGUGGGAAUAUGUCCUCUGUUGUCAUGACCGACGGGGAUGAAUCAAUGAUUGCUGCAGUUAGGGAAGUGUUGCCCCGGGCAACCCAUAGGUUGUGUGCAUGGCAUUUGCAGAAGAAUGUGACCUCGAACACCAACGAGCAGAUGUUCUGUGAUGUCUUUGCCAAGUGGUUGUAUGCCGACAUGGAGGUUGAAGAUUUUGAGGGUGAAUGGGCACAGGUUGCUGAACAGUGUGGGUUACACAAUAAGUAUUGGGCGUUACAACUGUAUGAAAAGAGGAAGAUGUGGGCAAAUGCGUACUUGCAUCGCAAGUUUUGCGCUGGGUUUCGUAUGACAUCUCGAUUAUGGGAGUACCGGAAUAAUGAGCUGGUUGCACAGUUUAGAUCAAUGUAUGGUGUUCCCGUUAUGACAACAUGUCUUGAUCCCAUGGAACAGUUUGCUGCAUUGGUGUACACGAAUGUCAUAUUCACACAAGUCAAGAAGGAUAUUGAUUCUAUCUCGGUCGUUAACUUUGUAAGCAAACGACGAGUCUCAACAACCAUGGUGUACAUGGUUGAGGAGUAUGGAUUCCUCGGUCAGAAUGUGGUGGCAUUGUACGAUCCGAAAAGAAUGAGGUUGAUCUGUCGAUGUAGAUUUUGGGAGAAAGAAGGUUUUCCUUGCAAGCAUAUGUUUUUUAUCAUGAAGCACGAGCACGUAAAAAGAAUUCCCGAGCGGUUGAUUUUGAGACAAUGGAAGAAGGAUGUGAAGACAGUCAACGAAUACACUGAGAAGAUGGCACUAGCUGAUGAGUGGGGUUUCUUGUUGAGACAUGGAGCCCUGCAUGCUGCUUCGCAGUUGAUGUUGUUCGUCGGAUCUAAAAACGACGAUCUGUACAAGAAAUGCAUGAGCGGAAUCAGGCAGAUAUACUGUGAUCUACAAGCACGCAGCGGCAGUGACACGAUGGAUAGGAGUUCGAAUGCUGCCUGUGAUGUUUGA